CGCCAAUUUCAUCGCACUCUACUUUCGUCUCUCAGCGUCGCCAUGUUCACCAUUCACGUUGACACAGUGUAUGAUCUGAGGCUCGCGGUGUUGCCAUUGGCUACGCUCUGCGAUGAAGCCGAUAUCAAAUGCUCAAGAGAAAAGUUGUCCAUAAUCGUCGUUUCUUCUCCCUAUCCCUUCGUUGCAUCGCUUCGAAUGUUGCCUACAUUCUUCACUUCCUUUCAGUUGCACGCCGACGGCGACAACUUCGAGGAACAUAGGUUCAAAUUUCUCCUUCAACUCUUUGCUACUAAUAUUUCCAAUAUGUACAGCGAAGAUCUUUCCAUGACCAUCUAUAUCGGCGGAAACCAAAGACUCGCGCCCUUGAAAUUUGAGGAUCCUCAUACUGGAUAUCUGCAAUACUCUGCAUUGGUAUUGUCACAUGCCCAAAAUAUUGAUAUCAGCCCAAUUGAUUACGGAGUUUUUGUUGCAAUUCGUUCAACGGAGUUCAUAAAUAUCGUGUCUGACUUGGUUAUCCUCCCCGAUGAGUUAGUUUCUAUCACUUUAACAGAGACGGAGGUCAAGUUCGAUGCUCUAACUGGGCAAGUUACUUUCACCACAGAGAAUAAAGAUUGCAUAAUUGGGGGUGUCAAGGAAGGAAAAGUAUUUUACUUCAUCAUCACUCUGCAUCCCGUGUACUUUUUCUUCCAUAUAUCCUAUACCUCCAAGUUUGUGUGGAUAUUCAAGACAGUCAGUUCACGCAACUUGUUGAGCUGCUGUACGGGGCUACAUGCUAGCUAUCUGGUCUGUUAUUGACAUUGGAACAAUACCUGGUGAAUCCAAUGUGAGUUUCUCUUUGAUGAAUCUUUAUCUGCGGAAUAUGCAUACAAUAAUAGUCUUUUGAUCAUGUGGAUGCAUAAUUUUGGCAUACUCCACAUUAGGGUUAGCUUCCGGACGUGUAUAUAGAAUUUUAUGUUUGAUCUAUGUUUAAAGUUUGUACAAAUAGAGACAUGUACGACACAUAGUUCUAUGAAUAUGAUUCAUUUUGUUUCA
Molecule: messenger RNA, 1032 nt
Organism: Cucurbita moschata (crookneck pumpkin)
Lineage: Eukaryota; Viridiplantae; Streptophyta; Magnoliopsida; Cucurbitales; Cucurbitaceae
Exons: 4
Coding region: 43-795 (250 amino acids)
Source: RefSeq, a predicted model, not a curated record